Molecule: messenger RNA, 1170 nt
Organism: Pseudopodoces humilis (Tibetan ground-tit)
Lineage: Eukaryota; Metazoa; Chordata; Aves; Passeriformes; Paridae
Source: RefSeq, a predicted model, not a curated record
GCCACGGAAACCGCGUGAGGGGGGGACCCCCAAAAAAACCCCAAAAAACCCCAAAAAACCCCAAAACCCCCCCAAAAAACCCCCCAAAAAAACCCCCCCGGUGCCCCCGCCAUGCUGACCCUGCCCCCCGCGCUCACCGAGGAGGAGGAGGCGCUGCAGAAGCGAUUCGCCAAGCUGAGGAAGAAGAAGAAGGCGCUGCUGGCGCUGAAGAAGCAGCAGAGCUCGGCCGGGAGCGGCGCCCAGGGGGGCAUCAAACGCUCCAUGUCGGAGCAGCCCCCCGUGGACACGGCCACGGCCACCGAGCAGGCCAAGCUCCUGGUCAAGUCCGGGGCCAUCAGCGCCAUCAAGGCCGAGAACAAAAACUCGGGGUUCAAACGCUCGCGGACCCUCGAGGGGAAACUCAAGCCACAGUCGCGCCGGCCCCAGAGGAAAUUGCUCUACGAGAGUUUCGUCAGUGCCAGCGAGCGGCUGCGGGAGCCCGAGGGGGGGGCGCGGGGGGAGCCCCCGGAGCCGCGGGAGCGACGCCUGGACUGGGACCCCGAGAGCGACGCCGAGGAGCGGCGCGAGCGCGACGGCGCCUUCCGCAGUACGGCGCCUUCCGGAACCUUCCGGGGGGUCUGGAACCUUCCGGGGGCUUCCGGAACCUUCCGGGGGCCGCGGGAGCGACGCCUGGACUGGGACCCCGAGAGCGACGCCGAGGAGCGGCGCGAGCGCGACGGCGCCUUCCGCAGGUCGGACUCGUUCCCGGAGCGCCGCCCCCCGCGCAAGGGGAACACGCUGUACGUGCACGGGGCCGAGCUGAGCCCGGAGCUGCUGCGCGGAGCCUUCGGCCCCUUCGGAGCCAUCAUCGACCUCUCCCUGGACACGCCCCGGAACUGCGCCUUCGUCACCUUCGAGAAAAUGGAAUCGGCGGAUCAGGCCAUGGCCGAGCUGAACGGGGCCGUGGUUCAGGACGUGCAGCUCAAGGUCAGCAUCGCCCGCAAGCAGCCGAUGCUGGACGCGGCCACCGGGAAAUCGCUCUGGGGGUCCCUGGCGGUGAAGAACAGCGCCAAGGGCUCGCACCGGGACAAGCGCUCGCAGGUGGUGUACAACGAGGACCUGUUCGGGGGACACUGACACACCUGGGGACACACCUGGGGACGGCUGGGACACACCUGGGACACAUCUGGG